UGACCAUUUUUUUCCUCUCGGAAACAGAAGUUGAAGGUGUGUGUUUUUUUAAGACCGUUGUGUUGGUAUGAGAUUUACUUGACAGACGAUGUUACACUCAAAUGCAAUGUUUAUUUAUGUAUUUCUUACGAUUAUUGGAGCUUUUGAGUGUUUACAACUUCUAUGAUUGAGUCCCUACGUUCAGACUCGUAUGAUUAAAGCCCCCCAAAAUGGUGGUGAAACCUGGAUUUGUUCUCACCCUCUACAGGAAAUUUUUUGCAGUUCUGUCACUUGUGCUGCUCCUGUUUUUAGUCAUUCUCUUUUUUGUGCAUUUCAUUCCAAGUAGUUUGUAUGACAGAGGCACAAAGUUGCACCACCCUAUAUCUUUGCAAAAUAUUGACCACGCUCCUGAAUUUACUGUCACUGAAGAUGCGCCUGUGUCAGCUCCACGCAAUCCUCGCUGCAGUUACUGGGAUUGUUUCAAUGUAUAUCGCUGUGGUAAUAAAGGAUCAAAUAGAAUUCUGGUGUACGUGUACCCUCUCCAAAAGUUUGUUGAUGAGCAUGGCAUUCCCAUUGGUGGUAUGAUGUCUCAAGAGAUGUACUCUAUACUGGAAGCAAUUCUAGAGAGUCGGUACUACACACCGGAUCCGAGUCAAGCCUGUAUUCUUGUUCCCUCUAUCGAUACUCUUAACCAAAAUCGGUUCAGGCCCAAACAAACAUCACAGGCUUUAAAAUCUCUUCCUCUGUGGAAUAAUGGGGAAAAUCAUCUCAUUUGGAACAUGGUCCCUGGUGCACCACCUGACUACAGUACUGUGGUGGAGUUAGAACUUGGACAGGCCAUGGUCGCCGGUGCAGGCCUGUCAUCUUGGACUUACAGACAGAGCUUUGAUCUAUCCUUACCAAUUUACAGCCCACUAAGUGGAUUGUUAGAUGAUUCUAACAGCCGUCCUUUGUAUUUUAGGUCUUGGUUAUUGGUGUCUGCUCAAACUAAUAUUCAUGCUGAAUAUUUAACGGAGCUGAGAGCUCUGGCACGUGAAUCAUCUCAACUUCUGCUCUUAGAACAGUGUACACAGGGAAACUACUCAGUGCGCUGUUCCUCAGGAGCAGGAAGAGAAAUGUUUAUGUAUCCUCAGAUUCUCCAGGGUGCAACAUUCUGUUUGAUUAUUAGAGGUGCCCGCUUGGCACAGCCUAUAUUAUUAGAAGCCAUGGCUGCUGGUUGUGUUCCUGUUAUUGUUGCUGAUUCAUUAGUAAUGCCCUUCCAAGAGGUUCUAGAUUGGAAAAGGGCUGCAGUGUUUGUUGCUGAAGAGGAGUUAAGUGGCCUAUUGGACACAAUACGCCGGAUUUCGGAUGAUCAUCUUUUGGAAAUGCAGAAAAAUGGCCAAUAUUUGUACCGAAGCUAUUUCUCUAACAUCAAGACAAUUACUAACACUGCUCUAGAUAUUUUAAACCAAAGAGUUUUCCCACAAAGUAGCAAGACUUAUGAAGAAUGGAAUGUUGCCCCCAAUCCAUUGGCUGCCCGCUCUCCACUAUUUCUGCAACUUACUGCUCCAAGGUGGCAAGGUUUUACUGCUGUGGUGUUGACUUAUGAUAGGGUUGAAAGUCUUUUCACUCUUAUUAAACAACUUGUUAAGGUACCAAGUUUAAGCAAGAUUUUAGUAGUGUGGAACAAUCAACGUAAAUCCCCACCACAUGCAUCAAUGUGGCCUAAAAUUAAUAAGCCGCUCAAAGUAAUUCAAACCAAAGCAAAUAAGUUGUCUAACCGUUUCUAUCCCUACCCGGAAAUUGAGACUGAGGCCAUCCUGACAAUUGAUGAUGAUAUUGUAAUGCUGACACCUGAUGAAUUGGAGUUUGGAUAUGAGGUGUGGAGAGAGUUUCCUGAUAGAAUUGUGGGCUUUCCAUCUCGCUCACACUUUUGGGAUAAUGCCACUCAACAGUGGAAGUAUGAAUCAGAAUGGCUCAACAACAUAUCCAUGGUUCUUACUGGAGCUGCUUUUCAUCACAAGUACUGGACUUAUUUGUAUACAACUGCAAUGCCUGGAGAUAUAAAAGAUUGGGUUGACUCUCAUAUGAACUGUGAGGACAUAGCAAUGAACUUUUUAGUGGCAAAUGUGACUAAUAAAGCUCCAAUCAAGGUUACGCCUCGCAAGAAAUUUAAGUGCCCUGAAUGCACUAAUAAUGAAAUGCUCUCUGCUGAUCUCAACCAUAUGGUAGAAAGAUCUAGAUGUAUAGAUCGAUUUUCUUCCAUUUAUGGAUCUAUGCCACUAAAGACUGUGGAGUUCCGAGCAGAUCCUGUGUUGUUUAAAGAUAACUUCCCAGAUAAAUUGAAGAGGUUCAAUGACAUAGGAAGCUUGUGAUUGACUUAUUGGAAUUGUACUGUUUUGAAUUUCUAGUCAAAUCAAGCAAAAACUGAUGUUCUGUUUUCUUUGAUUUAAAACCUAACUAGGAUUUCAACCUUUUCUUUGUUGUUGAAACCUGUAUAAAGAUCUCAAUGUCUUUCAGAAAUUAGCUUAAUAUACUUGUCAAUAAUAGGCAAAUACUGUCCCCUGCCACCUCAAAUUCCAACCUCAUGGACAACUAUUGUGAAGGAUCUGACAUUGCAGACACUUCACUCUACUGUACCAUCAUUUCAUGGCAUCACUGUAUACUAAUUUGCACCUUAUUGCCUGUUUUGUGUUCUGUAAGAUUCUUGACAGCUUGGUUCUAUCAGGCAAUUUAUAAGAAAUCUAUGAUUACAGUACAGCUAGUCAUUGCUUUCAUAAUUGUUCAUACAUAUCAUCCCUAGUACUAGUACAUUAGGAGCAGUCACAGUUGUAUAGAGGUUUUAUUUAUGUUAUGUACAGAUUUUUAAAAAUAUGAAUCUCUAAUAAUGUUUAUUGUUAAUCAAAUUGUUGUUCAACACAAAUGUCUUUAUGGAUGAUUGUGCCAUAUUUUUAAGUUCUAAAGUAAGACAGAAUUUUUAUCAUUUCUGUAAUGUCUAGUCAGUAGGCUAAGGUUAUUACAUUCUAGCAUUGUGGUGUAAGUAUUAGAAGCUGGAGUUCAGUUAUAGCUGAGGAGAACUGUGACAAAACUUGGGCAGCUCUAGAUAAUGAUAAAAUGACAGCAGUGGAUCUAUACUUCCCAUUGUAUAGACGUAUCAUGCACUGUCUAUUUCCAAGUUUGCUUUUUCAUAGUUUUCUAGUCAUUAUUUCUGAGUUACAAUUUAUUUUUAUGGUGUCAAAAGAGGCUCAAAACUGUUUACGAGGCACUUGGUAGACUUGGACCGAAAAUGUCCAAUGUCCAACCUCAGCCGUAGCGAUGUUCUGUUCUAUGUCCAGUCUAACACAAUUGACUAGUCUGCAACUUGCACAGAAGAACAAGGCGUACAUUCCUGGCACCUUCUUUUUAUACUCGCAAUGAACUUGCACAAAUCGUCACUGCUCAAAGAUACGAGCAAUUACUGGUUUAAUUAAUUUGGGAAUUUAGUGAACCCAUUUGUAAACUUUCUGUUGCCCAGUGAUUAUUGUGAAAGAUGAAGAUCUGUUAAAAGUAAUAAAUAAUCAAAUAGUA
Molecule: messenger RNA, 3525 nt
Organism: Thrips palmi
Lineage: Eukaryota; Metazoa; Arthropoda; Insecta; Thysanoptera; Thripidae
Gene: sotv
Product: exostosin-2
Exons: 12
Coding region: 210-2333 (707 amino acids)
Cellular component (GO): membrane
Molecular function (GO): glycosyltransferase activity
Source: RefSeq, a predicted model, not a curated record